Molecule: messenger RNA, 9019 nt
Organism: Puntigrus tetrazona (Sumatra barb)
Lineage: Eukaryota; Metazoa; Chordata; Actinopteri; Cypriniformes; Cyprinidae
Product: interferon-induced very large GTPase 1-like
Molecular function (GO): GTP binding
Source: RefSeq, a predicted model, not a curated record
GUUGCGGACAAACUGAACAUCUAGAGACACGGAAAGGUGCUUUUCAUUUAAAACCAACUGAAGCCACGUGCACAAAAACCCUCGCUCCAACUGGACCUUAAAAAACAAGAAUUAGACCAAGCUCAGACACUUUCACUUUUCCUGAAAUACCGUGUGACUUGAAGGAAGGGCUUCUUUUGACGUGUGUCUGUAUUGAGUCCUCAAGAGAACUUUCAGAGCUCUUUUGGCAUUCAGGAACUGAACAGGUUCACGCAGACGCUUCAGCGCUGAGUGAUCUUCAAAACUUUCCAUGAACACUUCUGUGGAGAAAGACUGCCUUCCUGUAAGGGAACGGCAGAACAGCAAAGACGACAUCUACCUAACUAAACACAAGUCCCAAGCAGACAAGCUUAUUCAGUCUGGAGAGAGCAACCUGCUUAACUCAGAUCCAACCCUCAAAAGCAUGGACAACAUAUUUCCCAAUCUGACCAUUGUUUCAACUGGAAACUCUGCGGCUGUUCGCUUCGGACCCCAAAACAUUCUUCUCGGGGAAAAACAACCAAAUAUCGGAAAAGCGGAAACAUCCGGGAUCGUUGCCGAACAAAAGGAGAUAGCAGAACUUGAUGUGUCUGUGAUCAAUAUGAUCGGCUUACACGAGGCUGAGCUUUACUUGGACUCUCUUAAUAAUCUCAUCGGUCAAGUGCUGAAUGAAAACGAAAUCCACGCCUUUGUCUUUGUUAUGCGGCUGGGUCCGCUCACGGACGCUGAUAAGAUGGGCCUCGAAUGGCUUCAGAGAGUGUUUGGUGAUGAAGUUCUUCAGUUUGUGAUGGUCCUCUUCACCUAUGAGAGCGAAGAGGAGCGCGGCGCUAUAAAUGACUAUCUGAAGAGAAACCCCGACCUGCGGCAGCUGCUGGAGAGAUGUGGAGGAAGAUAUCACACCUGCAAUGAGAAGAUGAACGACCAAUCAGAGAUGAGCAAAUUGAUAAAAAAAAUUAAGCAACUGUUUAAUAAGAAACAAUACACUGCCGUUUUAAAAGACACAGAAACUCAACAAAAGUCUGAAUGUGAAAGUGAAAACAAACCCAUAAUCAAGAAAGAAAAACAGGAAGAUGCUCCAACAUCAAAGAUUAGAGUACAACACAGGGGAAUAAACACAGAUUUGGUAACAAAAGCCGGAUCAGAUGAAUUCCUACAACAAGAAACAGGAAAAAUGGGUCUUCUUUUACAGAGACUUCAUCUUGAAGACAAGCACCACAAUAAACUGAGAACUACAGAUGUUCUUCAGAUAACCAAACAUUCAUUGCAAUCUCAUGAGUCUUGUGAUGAAAAAGAGCUGGUUCAGACUUUCAUGCAAAAAUUACUGAUGAUAAACUACAGGGCAAGAUAUAUUAAUGUUAAGGCUAAUAAACAGCAUCAUGCACAGCAAAGACAUAAUGAAUCUGAAGUUGAGGGUGAUGUUUUUGAUGAUGUUUUAAAACAUAUAUCUUUAUCUAACAAAGGAACAAGUCAAUCUGAUUUCAUUCACCCCAUGGAUGUUCAGAUGGCCGUGUUUCAUUGUGCUGAUAGUUUCCUGAAGCAGCUGAUGGUGACUAAACUGUCUCAGUGUCAGUAUGCCCUGCCUCUGUUUGUUCCUGAUCCAUUCACACAACAGAUUGAGUUUCCUCUCUGGACCUUCAGACAAAUCAACAAAAGCUGGAAGAUGAGAAAAACCAACAAUGAGACCAUCAGUCAAAUCCAGCCAAUAUACAAGGCGGAAACUCCCAUGGUGUUUUUCUUCAGGUUUGGCUCUGUGUCUUCAUCCAAGUCUCAGCUGCUGAACAGUCUGAUCAAUGAGAAACACAACACAUUCUUCCACAGGAACUGUUCAGGCAGCAGCAAAACCAGAGUCCUGAUGGAUGGAGUGGUGGAGAUCACCUGGUACUGCCCUUCAGGGUCACAUGAUGAUAAAUUCAAUGACUGUGUAGCGUUCUGUAAUCUACACGGUGAUGCAGGAGACCAUGAGAAACAGCUGCAGAUCCUCACUGAAAUGAGCUCAGUUAAUGUUGUUCUUCUACCACAACAGGACAGGAACGACAAAAAUGCAGCAAAGAUACAAAACCUGUACAAGGACAGAAAACCACUCAUUUUCCUUUUAACGGAAGAUGAAUCUGAAGUGAAUAAAAUAAGAACAGGGAAAUUAAAAAUUGGUUUAAAAGACAGAAGUCAGGCAGAUGUAUCUGGAGAACUUGGAAAAGCUAUAAAAGAUUGUCUCUCAGAAUCAUCUUCCAUUUUCAGACUUGAAGAUAUGUCCAAACACUCAGACAUCAGAGUAGAUGAGAAAGAAGAUGAUGACUGCAGGAGAGGAAGAGAAGCAGCACAACAGAUAAUCAAUUGUUUGGAAAAGAAAAGUCUGAUAGAAAUCAAAGAAUUAUUUCUGCCUCAUCAGGGACAACUGUGGCAUCAGUGGAGUCAGAAGAACAAAGAACUACAUCGACCUCGAGGAGAUGAGAUAGAAAUGGACAUUAGUAGAAAACAAACAGACUUAAAGAAAAUCCGUGAAUUGCAGCAUGUAUCUGACAUCAGUGAGUUCAUUAAAUUAUUCAUUAAUAAAAUUCACUCAAAUACUGCAAAUAAAAAUAUAUAUUUCCUGAAAUGGCUUGAAAUAUUCCUGGAUGAAUAUAUAUUUGAUGACCUUUCUGCUAUACAUAACAAAUAUGAAAAGUGGUCAACAAUUGGAAGACUGAAAGAAAAUUAUGAUAAAUCUGAGCAAAUGGUAACUGAACAAGCUGAACUUGAGAGAAUAUCUGAGGAACUUCAAGCUUCAUCCUUUGGUUUGGAGCACAUCAUGAGGGAGAUUGGUCAGAUCUAUGAAUCGUGUUCAUCUGUGAAGGAGAACAAGAAAGACCUGCAGGUUCACUUCUCUUCUCUCCCGGGUCUUGCAGCAGAGAUGAUGAUCUCUGGAUCUCCACUGGAGCUGAUGGAUGGAGAUGCUGCUCAUGUUCCUGUGAUCUGGAUCUCUGCUGUUCUAGAUCAACUCGUCCAGAAAUUGGGAGACCAGAGAGUCUUUGUGCUGUCAGUUUUAGGGAUCCAGAGCUCUGGAAAAUCCACCAUGCUGAAUGCCAUGUUUGGACUCCAGUUUGCUGUCAGUGCAGGCAGAUGCACAAGAGGAGCUUUCAUGCAGCUGGUCAGAGUCUCAGACGAGAUGAAAACACAGAUGGAUGUUGACUAUAUUCUGGUUGUUGAUACCGAGGGUCUAAAUGCUCUAGAACUGGCUGGAAGAUCAUCUAUAGAUCAUGACAAUGAACUGGCCACAUUUGUUGUUGGUCUUGCAAAUUUGACUCUGAUCAACAUUUUUGGAGAAAACCCGGCUGAGAUGCAGGACAUUCUUCAGAUUGUUGUUCAGGCCUUCAUAAGGAUGAAGAAGGUCAGAUUAAAUCCCAGCUGUGUGUUUGUGCAUCAGAACGUCUCAGACAUUGCAGCUGAAGAAAAAACAAAAGAGGGAAGGAGAAAACUGCAGGAGAAACUGGAUGAGAUGACAAAACUCGCUGCUGAAGAGGAAGUCUAUGAUGCAGAAUAUUUCAAUGACAUCAUUGCAUUUGAUGCACAGAAUGAUGUGAAGUAUUUUCCUCAUCUUUGGGAGGGAAACCCACCAAUGGCACCACCAAACCCAAAGUACUGUGAGAACAUUCAAGAACUAAAGAAAGCUAUUAUGUCUCAUGCAAGAAGAUAUGAUAAAAUGAUGCUGACAGAUUUAAAGACCUGUAUUAAAGAUCUCUGGGGAGCUUUACUAAAGGAACGCUUCAUCUUCAGCUUCAGAAAUUCUCUGGAGAUUUCACUUUACAGAAAACUAGAGACCGAAUACGGCAAGUGGUCCUGGAGUCUUCGUAGUGCCAUGAUGGAAACUGAGAACAAACUACACAACAAAAUAGAAAAUGAAGCAAUUCAUGAGAUUGAAGAAACUGCUCUUCACAGAGAAAUGAAGAAGACGACUGAAGAAGUGGAAAAAUCAAUGACAGAAUUCUUUGACAAAGACAAAAACAAUACUAUACUGAUUCACUGGAAAACAUCAUUUGAAAUCAAAAUCAAAGAUGUUCGGGAAAAUAUUGUAAGAGAAACAAAGAGAAAAUUAAAUGAGAUUCUUCAACAGCGUGACUUAAAGAAAAAGAUUGAUGCCCAGAGAAUAAAUCAUGAAAACACUCUCUAUGAAAAGAGCAAAGAACUUGCCUUAAAAUUUAAAGACAAAGCAAAUGAUAAAGAAACUCUAAAAAAAGAGUUUGAUUUGUACUGGGAACAGUGUGUAAAAAAGAUCAUCACAGACACUCCUCAAAUGAAAAACAUUGACAUACUGAUGGAUGUAAAACGGCUUCUUAAUGACACGAAUCAAGGAUACCUCCCAUUAGACCACAGAAAAGAAGGCAUUGAAGAUAGUAUGUUCAAUGUGUCAAGGUUUUCUAAAUAUUGUAUUAUCAAAAGAUCUACAAAAAAAGUAAUAAGCAACGCUAUGAUGGAUGCUAGCCAAACAGUAAAUGCAGAGGAUGAAGACAAAUUAAGAUCAUUAGUCUCUCACAUUGUUCAGCAAACAGACAGAAUGAUUCAGUCAUUUAACAUUUCAAAGAUGGGCUACAACAUCAGCUGCAUUCAACAACUUACAGAUUACAUAAAGAAGAGUGUUAAAGAACAUCAGCAACGGCAAGUAAAAUAUGUGUUCAAGAAUGAAUUCCUUAUGGAUUUGAUUCUUUUAAUCUCUAACAGAGCAAACAGUAUGAUCACUGACCAACACAGACUGUUCAGAGAGGCCAAUGAUCCAGUUUUCUAUUUGAAGAGAAAGAGGGAAGAGUACUACAGUAUUUUCCAGAAAUACUGUCAAGGAGCUGCAUCAGCUGCCAUUUUUGGAGCAAUCAUCUGUCAGAAACUGAAAGAGCCCAUUGAGCAGAGCGUCUACAAGAAGACUGCCAGAGAUCUGACAGGUGAAAUAAGAUCAAACUGUGAAUCACUGAAUGGAAACAGAUCAAAUCUGGAGAAACACAUCUUAAAGACAUUGGCAGAAGAGGAGAACUUUGACAAUUACAUCAACUAUAUUCAUAAUCCCAGAGAUCACUUCAAGAGUUUCAUCAGAGAUGAAGCCAAUCGCUACAUCAAUGAUAAGUUCAGUGUCAGUGUUUUACCCAAGAUGAAGGAGAACAUUAAACUCCUGCAGCAGAAGAUUUUGGAGGCAGCUCAUGAAGCUACUGAACAUGUUAAACUGAAGAGAGGAGAUGUUGGUUUGUGGUUGAAGAGUUUCACACAGCAGCUCUCAGACGAGCUGAUCUUCUCUGAAAAAGACCUCAGUGGAGUCAAACAUGAUGAUGUUGAUGAUUUCAGCCUCCUAGAAGAUGUGAUAAGACAGGAACUUCCUGCUAUGCUGUCUGACACCAGUAACAUAUUCAACACAAAUACCUUUCCAUUAAAGCUGGACCAUAAAUUCAGGCCAGAUGAGCUUCUGAUUGAUCACUUCUGUCAGUGCUGUUGGAUUCAGUGUCCGUUCUGUAAAGCCAUCUGCACCAACACCAUAGAAAACCAUGAUGGAGAUCACAGUGUUUCCUUUCAUCGUGUUAUAGGACUAAAUGGAAUACAUUACUUUAAAACUGAAAACCUGUCUGCCCAUAUCUGCACAUCAGCAAUAGCAAACAGUGCUCUACAUUUUUAUCCCAAUGAUUCUCAAAAAGUCCUCUGGAGAGAUUACAGAACAGCAGGAGAAGAUUAUGCAAAGUGGAGCAUCACUCCUGAUCUGUCUGAACUGCCCUACUGGAAGUGGUUUGUGUGUCACUUUCAGAAAGAUCUGGAAAACAAAUACUGUAAAACAUUUAAGGGACAGGGCAAGAUCCCAGAUAAAUGGAAAAAUUACACUAAGCAGGAUGCCUUAGAGAGUUUGGAUAAAUACAUAUAAUUGAUCUACUUCUAAUCUGCUGCACAUUCUAGUAUGUAUAACAUUACUUACUUUAUAAGAAUAUAGGUUUGAACUAGUUGAACUAAUUUGAUUUAUGAGCAAACAAAGUUAGUUUAGUCAUUUUAAUGAAGUACCUCUCAGUGCCGUCAUAGCAUGUAUGUGUAGCGUAUCAAAGCGCAUCAGAAUUGAAGGAAGGAGAUUGUCAGGAAGUAAACAAGAUUAACGGUCAUAGACAAGGCACACCAUCAUCAUCAUCACAUGUAAACUCAAGAUAGUAAUCAUGAUUCCAAAUUCUUGGGACGGAACUUUUCUACAUAUGCAAUAAAAUCAUCUUAAAAGGACACUGAGCAACUAAUCACUGAUAUUAAUAACAGCAUAAAAUAUACUGUAUGUAACCCAUACAUUUGACUAUCAUGUGCUAAUCACUUAUUGUGUAUGUAUUUUCAAUAGCUACUAAAUAGCUUAUAGUUUUAUAUCCAUGUUUAGUACGUGUGUGUUUAAAUGUAAUCAAAUGUAUCAUAUUCUUGUUAUAAAAAUCAUGUCCAAAAUUAUACUCUGCAAGAGCGGGGAAAUUCAGACCACGUGACUAAUGAGAUUACACUCGCGAUUUAUUAUCCAUACCCCGAGCAAGGACAAUAUUUAUUGGCUAUAACUAGUUUCGGGGAUGUGUCCAAAAGGUUUAAAGAGUUUAAAAAACAUGAUUCUGAUUUUGCUCUUAGUCUGGUUAUUUAACUAUGCUUUUAGCUAUGCUCUUAGACUGGUCAUGCUUUUUGCCAUCACUUUUUGAGUGACGUUCCAGCUUUCUCCAGCCUGCACGUUCACUGCUGCCUGCCCAGCUUUACAACUUCUUUAACUAACAAAGUAACCAAGAACGUCCCAGAUACAUGCUCUAUUUGUAUAUAUUAGUAAUUUCAUGAUUAUUGGCAACUUAACCAUGACUUUCUAUGCACGUAAUUCCAUUUCCAUCCCAUUACCAACUCACAAUGCUGUAGGUACGUCCUCCUAAAGUAACAAGAAACCAAAGAACGUCCCAGAUGCAUUCUCUAUUCGUAAUUCGUAAUAAGCCAUUUCAUGACUUACCUGCAACAUAACCAGGACGUAGUAUGCUCGUAAUUUUAUAUACUCUCUGAUUACCAGAAUACCAGGUUGAUCAAAUCAAAGUUUCUGAACUCUGGAAAGACACCAAAAGCUUUUUUUUUUGAAUAUCAUUGUUUUUAAAAUAGUAAUGGUUAGUUACCAUGACAACUGGCAAACUUCAGCUGCUGAAGAAGACAUUGUCUGACAUUUUUUUACUGUUUUUUUUUCAGUUAUACCAGAAAAUAUCAUCAUCUACAGUCUACUUUAAGUACUUUUUACCUCUGUGAUUAUGGUAUUAUUAUUUAAAAAUGUCUGCUUGCAAAGUUUACACUAGCAUAUCUGUUUAUGAUAAUGGUGCGGAGCAUGGGACAUCUUUAAUACUUUUUUCAUAUUUCCCUGUAUUUCCUGUGUUUUUAUUAAUAAUAUGAGAAUGUUUUAAAAAUCAUAUUUGUGUGUUGUUCAAAAGAAAUAAACUGAAUUCAUUUUGAGUCUGUGUUUAUCAUUCACGGCUGUUGGAACACCUUUAGUUUGGGCAUGUGAGGACAAACAACUCAAUUAGUACAAAACUUUUCAUCCAUGACGUCGCUGUUACAAACUGGCGUAUCCAGGAAUUUCACUUUUCUGGUUGUCACAAGUAAGUUAAGUUGUGGCGACAUACCUUUGCUCACCAGAUAAUGUUGCAGAUAUGUAACAGUUAAGGAAUUUUGUUAGCUGGGUAGCCACGAUGAGAAGAAAACCCAUCUAGUCUUGUUACUUUGAUUUUCUUUCGUUUCUUUUCAUUGUGUAUGAGGUUCAUGUAAGUUAGGUUUUGCCCGCUCUGUUUCCAAGUUCAACUCUGACUAUGCUCACUUUAAAACUAACCAGCCCGCUAUUACGCAGUCUUCAGCCAACGUCCAAACCAAGAGCUUCCCAAGACUUCAACGACCACUGACCUUCCAGCCAAUCAGCAACCUUGGGAAACCCCUUUCUGCUAUGACGACAACAAAGGCAACACAAGUACAAAUCUCUAGAUUCAUGCUGAACUUGUGAAUGUAAAAUUAAUUUUAACCUCACUGAGGAAUUUUUUAGGAACGCUGAGGAAGUUUUCUUUACAAAGUGAUAUUGCCAACUGCUGGCCUGGCAGCAUGAUCAAAUGUUUUAGUAAUUUUCUUGGGUGCGUUGUUUUGAAAUUGUUUUGUUGUAUUGUCUUUAUAUUGCUGAUAAAGUUAAUGCAAUAGCCUUCUUCUGUGUACUGCUUUCUAGUUGUAGUCUUUGUUAUUUUUGGCAAACAGGGUAAAAGCUGCAUUUAGAUCUGCACCUCCUUGCCUGAUUCCACCAUAACAUCUUGCAGAAAUUAGUCCAGGGUUCUCAGUUAUAAAAAUGUGCGUGCGCUCGCUGAUGAUUAGGGAUAAUUCAUCUGUUACUAACAAUAAUUAGGAGUCGUUUACAAGGCAGAGAGCGCAAACCUUUAAUUUGUGCACAAGUUCAAGAUAAUUUGUGAUUCAUAGAUUUCACAUCUGAAAGAAUCACAUACGCACAAUUUUUGUUCCUACAUUCAUCCUAAGAGUUGCACAUACACAUAUCAGACAAAUGAUCGUAAGAUCAAAUGUAGGAUGGUUUCUGCGUAACAUUUUAUAAAUGAGGGCCCAGGAGUUCCUACUACGGUAUAUAAAGACAUACAGUAAAAACAAUUUCUUAAAAUUUACGGAAAAAAAACCAGCAGCUUUGGUAGCCAGAAUUCAACCAGAAAAAAUGCGGUAACAACAUUUUAUGUUAAAUUUACAGUUAAAUACCUGCCACCAAGCCAGCAGAGGGAGCCCUUGCCUCCGGAUGAUCUGUGUUCACUUCCUCUGCUGCUACUUCCUGUUAAAGGACUAUAAAUACUGAAGCAGGCCUCUCACCUGCAGGUUGUAUUGUUAGAUUGUUGUUUCUAGUUUCCCUUGUGUUUCCCGAGUCUUAGAUUCGUUGGUUUUGACCCUGCCUGUCCUCUGGUACUCUGAUUGUUUGCUGCCUGACCUGACCUCUGGCUGUUUUUUGGAUUUUGUUGUUGCCUUGCCUCUUAUACUCCUGUUUGCUGUG